Callorhinchus milii (elephant shark) is the source of this 2849-nucleotide messenger RNA. RefSeq names its product RAS p21 protein activator 2 (gene rasa2). The record is from RefSeq and is a predicted model, not a curated record. The transcript is spliced from 24 exons. Gene Ontology annotation, biological process: intracellular signal transduction; regulation of GTPase activity. Bases 69 to 2558 code for a protein of 829 amino acids. Lineage: Eukaryota; Metazoa; Chordata; Chondrichthyes; Chimaeriformes; Callorhinchidae.
GUGGGGGUGAGAGCUGUUGGGGGCGGAUGUAGCAGUAGCAGUGCUGGUGGCAGUGGGAGCAGUGAGUUAUGGCGGAAGCAGAGGAUCGAGUGCUGCGCGUUUUACAGUGUGUCCGCGGCAAAAUCUGUGAAGCAAGGAAUCUACCUCCAUGUCAUGGCCCCAACAAGCUGCGGGAUUGUUUCUGUGCAAUGAAACUGGACCAAGAGGAAUUAUUCCGUACACAAGUAGUGGAGAAGUGCUUAAGCCCCUUUUAUGGCGAAGAUUUUUAUUUUGAAAUUCCAAGAUGUUUCCAGUACCUCUCCUUCUAUAUUUAUGAUAAGAGUUUUUUUCAAAAGGAUAUCCCUUUCGGUAAAGUCUCCAUUAGGAAGGAGGAUCUGUGUCAAUACAACUGUAAAGACAACUGGCUGGCACUGCACCCUGUGGAUGCCAACUCCGAGGUUCAGGGCAAAGUUCACCUGGAAUUAAAACUCAAUGAACUGAUAACAGAUCAGGGAACCACAUGCCAGCAGGUAAUGGUGCGAAUAAUCGAGUGCCAGGGGCUGCCUCUCGACAAUGGGCAGAACUGUGAUCCUUAUGCCACUGUCUCUCUGGUCGGGCCAAAUAGGUUUGAUCAAAAAAGGACCAAAGUGAAGAAGAAAACGAGUGACCCACAAUUUGAUGAAACCUUCUAUUUUGAGGUUACACGAACCAACAGUUACACCAAGAAAUCCCAUUUUCAAUUGGACGAAGAUAGCAUCGAAAAGCUGGAAAUCCGAGUUGAUCUGUGGAACAGUGAAAAUCUAGUACAGGAUGUCUUUCUUGGUGAGAUCAAUGUGCCUGUGAAGAAGAUCUUAAGGGACAACAACUACUAUCAGGCAUGGUACUUGUUACAGCCAAAGGACAAUGGAAACAAACCUGCAAAAUCUGAUGACCUGGGUUCAUUACGGCUCACUCUAUUCUACAUUGAAGACCAUGUCCUUCCUUCUAAAUACUACAGUGCACUAACUGACCUGCUGCUGAAAUCACCAGAUGUCAAGCCUGUGUCGGCCUCGGCAGCCCAUAUACUGGGAGACAUAUGUCGUGAGAAACAAGAAGCUGUGUUGCCACUCGUCCGCCUGCUCUUAGAUAACAAGAAGCUGGUGCCUUUUCUCAGCGCCAUCGCCGAGUUAGACCUCCAGGAAACUCAGGAAGCUAACACUAUAUUCCGGGGUAACUCGCUGGCCACUCGAUGCAUCGACGAAACAAUGAAACUUGUGGGAAAGCAUUACCUGAAAGUCACUCUGAAACCCAUCAUAGAUGAGAUUUGUGAUUCUUGCAAACCUUGUGAAAUCGACCCCAUUAAACUAAAGGAAGGGGACAAUGUAGAAGUGAAUAAGGAGAAUCUUCACCAGUACGUGGACCGAGUGUUCAGCGUGAUUGUAAAGUCCAGCAUGAGCUGCCCCACCCUGAUGUCUGAGGUGUUCAAUUCCCUGCAAAAACUGGCCAAGAAACAAUUCCCAGAUGACCCCCACGUACGUUACUCUUCCGUCAGCAGCUUUGUCUUCCUGCGUUUCUUCGCGGUGGCUGUCGUGUCGCCGCACAGCUUCCACCUGCGGCCACACCACCCGGAUGCACAGACAUCCAGAGCGUUGACGCUCAUCUCUAAAACCAUCCAAACCUUGGGAAGUUGGGGCAGUUUAUCGAAAAGCAAACUGUCCAGUUUCAAGGAGUCCUUUAUGUGUGAUUUCUUUAAAUUAUUUCAAGAGGAAAAAUGUAUUGUUGAAUCUGUUAAAAAGUUUUUAGAUGAAAUUUCUUCAGCUCAGAGCAAGGAGUCUGGGGGUGUGGAUGAGCCUGUUGUCCUCAAAGAAGGACCGAUUGUUAAAAGAGCUCAGGGAAAAAAUCGCAUCCACAAAGCGUACAAUUUUAAGAAGCGGUGGCUUCGACUGACCAACAGAGAACUCUCCUAUCACAAGACUGCAGCUAAGGAAGCAUUGUGCUCCAUCCCAGUCAACGGAAUUCUUGCGGUUGAGAAACUCGAUGAAAGAUGCUUCAAUAAAAAAAAUAUGUUUCAAGUCAUCAGUAGGGAGAGACCUGAACGUCCCCUUUACGUUCAAGCCAACAACUGCGUGGAGGCCAGCGAGUGGGUCGAGGCGGUGACCAGAGUGAGCCGGUGUAACCGGGAGCGUAUCCGCCUUUACCAUCCAGGCGCUUUCCUAUGCGGAACCUGGAUCUGCUGCAAACACACGGACGAGAAGGCAGCCGGCUGCUCCAGCUGUACGGGAGGUGUCCCAGCAAAUAUCCAGUUGGAUAUUGACAGCGACCGUGAGGCGGAGAGAAUCUUUUCACUGUUCAGAGCUAAUCUGCCCAGACUCCAGAAGAUGGAAGACGUGUGCGCGAGUAUCGAUGUAUAUCAGGGCCCUCUACAGGAGCAGGACGAGAAUGCCCACUUCACCAUUGAAAACUCCAGGGUCACCUUCCAGACCGUCCAGCAGAUCAAAGCCGUUGUGAAUAAGCUUUCAGAGUCCCAUGAGCAGCACAGGGUAACCAGGUCCACCAGUGCCCAAUACGGCAGCAAAGAAAAUCCCAUCGGAAGGGAAUAGUUAUGCCGGAUUAGUGCAGGACAGAAGCACCUGAAGUGGACAGUUUGUAAUCCCUUAACUUUUAACCUGCAGCACGGAGCCAUGUGUUAUAUAGCCUGAGGGACACAGCUCACAGAGCCUUAUCACUGGUAACACUCACCAUUUUAUGGGGGUGGAGGGGGCAAAGUUUAUUUGACGUGAAGAAUGGAUUAUUUUGAUGCACUUUAACCUUCUGGACUCACCCAGGGGGGAAUCUUAACUUAAUUUAAAAUAUAUUUUUGAAAAAAAACAAAAGUCACAAAUAAACCGCGA